Messenger RNA from Mytilus trossulus (common blue mussel), 2609 nucleotides. RefSeq lists its product as uncharacterized. The record is from RefSeq and is a predicted model, not a curated record. The transcript is spliced from 5 exons. The coding region runs from base 372 to 698 and encodes 108 amino acids. Lineage: Eukaryota; Metazoa; Mollusca; Bivalvia; Mytilida; Mytilidae.
CCAUGUUUCGUCUGCUACAAGUCAUUAUCAGUGAGGUCAAAUCAAGUCACCUAAAUAAUAACAGCUUCUCAUGUGAAAGCAGUACCUUUUUGGUCACUAUUUAUGUGUUGCGUCUAAAUAAGAAUUGUAACAGUUCAUAGUGACCGAACAGGUUAAACAAAUACUUCUGAAGAAACCGAAAAAGAAGACAACUUGAAACAGCACCAGCCAUGCCAGUAUACAUGUACAUGCAGUUGACUCGCAACAAAGAGGCCAGUACAGGGUGAAAGGACUCGCAACAAAGAGGCCAGUACAGGGUGAAAGUGAUAAGUCCUGUUAUCAAUGCUGACAGUGAUGAUAAGGUCACACUUAGAAGUAUUCCAUUGAUUUCUAUGCUCCAUAAUUUUAAGUUUACUGAUAAUGGAUUGCAAGUUUGGAGAGCUUAUGAUAUUGGUCAAGGAAAGUUGAUAUCAUGGAACAGCAUUAUUGAUAAGAAAAUUCCUGUUAUACAGCUUUUUGUUCAUCAUAAUUGGUUGAAUUCCCAGUUUGCUACAGUGGAUUCAGUAGUUGUUGACAGAGAGGAUGAUGAUGGUGAUGAUGAGGAGGAGAAUGAUAAUGAUGAUGAAGAUACACAAAAUGAGAGUAAUGAUGAAGAUACAACUACAGAACCAGUUCCUAAGAAGAGACGGACAAUAUCAAAAAUCUUUACUUGUCCUUAGGAAGGAUGUACACGUUCUUUAAAACAUUCAUCCUCACUAGAUCAACACAUCAUGUUGGGUAACUGUAAUGUAAAGGAAGAAAAACUUAGCCUGGCAGAUAGAACAAAGGUUUUAUAUGCUCAGAAGUUAGAAGAUGGGAAUUUAGGAGUGUCAUUUACCAAACAAUCUGACAACUACAACAAUGCUGCUACUGACAAACUAAACAAAGGAUGGGCAUUAAAAGUGAACAAACCAAAAACCAUUUUCACAUUAGACCAAAAGUCUUACUUGCAUGAAAAAUUUAUGAUUGGGAAAACAACUGGAAGAAAAGAGGAUCCAUCAAAAGUAUCUGAGGAGAUGCGAUAUGUCUUAAAAAAGGGAGAAAACAGAUUCACUAGAUCUCAAUAUCUAACCUCACAACAAGUAGCUAGCUAUUUCUCAAGACUUGUGCAAAAAGAAAAGAAGAUAGAUGAAACAGAUUUAAUAGCUGCAACUGCAGACAGUAAAUGUUCUGUUUUGAAAAGGAGGGUUUUGAAAGAAUGUUCUCUAUCAUUUUAGAAUAAGAUGUUUAUAGUGAAAUAUCUGUAUUUUAAGUAUUUUUGAAAUACCUAUUUGUUUUAAUAUUUAUAUUAACUGUAAAUUCAAAAAGUAAUGAAUGUAUUAAUUAUUGCAAAUCCCUAACCAGUGACAUACAUGCGAUCUAUUAAUUAUGCCAUUGAAACUUUUUUUGUAUAGAAAAAUCGCCACUAAAAAUGUUAAUGCCAAUUUAGGUUAUUGCAAACCUGAUUCUUACAUUUUUCACAUUUUUCGCAUUAAUUAAAACAUUCCCAUGUUUUUUUAAUUUUCAGUAUACCUUUUAUGACACCUAUUCAUCAAAAACACUACCUUGAUCAAGACAUUCCCCUGGUACUAACAAACUUGAUUUUUGGGCAGGGAAGUGGCACUUAAAGAUAAAGAAAAACUUAACCCCAAAAUUUAUAUAUUAUGUCUCCCCACUACCACAAAUUUGGUGGAGAGACAUAUUGUUUUGGGCUUUUUUGUCUGUCCGUCACAAAGUUUAUCAGUGCAACUCCUCUUAAACUACAGAAUUAUGAUGAAACUUGGUAUGUAGCAACAUUAUAUGUAGUUAUGCAUGUUAACAGGAAAUUUGGAUCAGCUAAAUUUGUUGAAGUUAUGCCCUUUUGAACUUAGAAAUUUGUCAAAAUAGUCAUAAACUAGUUUGUCAGCACAAAUCAUCUUUAAAUUCCGAACUGUAUAGAAAACUUGGUAUGUAGCAAGGAAAUCAUAUGAAGUUGUGUAUAAUACCCAGAAUUUUGAUCCACUAAUUUCUAUUGGAGUUAUGCCCCUUUGAACUUAGAAAUUUACCUCUGAAAAUACUAAAUGGAAGUUAACAUAUGUUUUUAGACAAAGACAAACUUUAAUUGAAGUUAUUUUACAUAAAUAUAUGUAUAUUUACUUGAAAAUGCAAAAAUAAUCAAAUCAAAUUUUUAAUAUUACUAUCAUUUGCAAUUUUUCUAAAAUUUACACUCUAUUUUUUUUUCUAAAAAAGUAUACCAAAAUUUUUGGCACAUUCCCGUAUAGCAUUUUAUAGGACAUUCAUGCAAGAUGAUGGCAAUAUGAUUCUAAAAAGAAAUAUAAGGGAAUAUAUAUUUUAUUUGCUAAGAUACUGAAAAUGUACACACCUCAGUCCUCACCUAUUUUAAUACUACACCACACAUAUUGGUGAGGUAUUAUGUGAUACCCUCCAAAUUUGUGUGUGCCUGUACGUCUGGCUUGUCUGUCAGUCCCUGAUGAAUCUAGAUGAUAACUUGAAAACCAAUCAAAAAGUGUUUUAAUCCUAUAAACAACAGAUCAAGUUCAGUUUCCAUCUAAAUCCAACUAAAAGUUUUAUGAUUUAUGCUAUUUUCAAGUUUAUGCUUUCUGACCACCCCC